Messenger RNA from Anneissia japonica, 3627 nucleotides. RefSeq names its product dentin sialophosphoprotein-like. The transcript is spliced from 3 exons. NCBI's taxonomy places the organism in Eukaryota, Metazoa, Echinodermata, Crinoidea, Comatulida, Comatulidae. The record is from RefSeq and is a predicted model, not a curated record. Bases 598 to 2178 code for a protein of 526 amino acids.
AUGGCUAAUAACCUAAAAAAAGAUACAAGAGCUUUUGACUUUAUUGGCAACCUAUAAGUAGGCCGAUAUAAUCGGUAAUUUAAAACUUCCACAAAAUAAACACUAAUCCGAAAGACAAACAAUUUUGGACCCCAUUUAGUAAAAAUCUCUCAGAGUACAGAUUGUAUUGCUGAGGCGCAAUCGAUAAAAUUAGAAUCAGGGAUUUUUGUUUCGAAUGCUCUGAUCAAUAACGUUUCAUUAUUAAGUAUACUGAUAGGUUAUAAUAUGCCUAUAGGGAGUUAUUCUGGUGCCUUAUUAAACAAUAAAGUACAAGGCAACACUCGUAGGACACAGCUAAUAUCGAUUGCAAUUGACGGAAAUUCUAUGUCUAACCCUCGUAGUGGCCUUCAAAAUCACCAGCUGAGGGUGGAGAAACGAAUUGACUUAACCCGCAUCUAUCGAUUACCUCUCUCAGAUUAUAGAUUGUACCGUACGUCUCUAGCGAAAUAGACAUCGAAAUUGGACUUGGUUCCGAAAUGAUGUUGCUUUGUAAAUACUUUGGAGGAUGAAGUGUGUUCCUUUCAGAAGGCCUAAGAACAUGCCUAGAAGUAAAAGCAGAUGAUGCAGUUACCUUUAAAAUUAUCUGAAGUGCGCCACGAUCAGCGAAGAGUGGCAGCUAUGAUGCAGGCCACGUCUCUGAGAUAUCAUUCGAUCCCAACAACGAGUCUUUAUCACAGCAGCUAUUACAAUAAUAUCAAGUACAAUUAUUUGUUGAAUCGAUCACGGCGGCCGUUGGUUAGCAACAACGCUGAUGGUGUCAUGAACUUCAGUUCAGACUCUCAAAACGUGUCCUUACCGGACAUCAACGGUAUUAAACAUCUCUAUGAUAAGUACCACACUAAGAGGCAUGACGAAGCAGUGAACGUUUGUAAGACAUUUCCACCCAUUCAUCCAAGGGAACCUCCUGGUGCAUCAGGGAGAGUGGAUCAAAGAGCAUGUGCAUGCAAAAAUAUAGCACAUAGACUCUCAUCUCACAGUAUUUCAAAUGGCGUUGCAAAUUUCCUACCAAAAUUGCCAAAUAGUUCUUCUUUAGUUGACGAAACAUGGAAAGUUUACAACUCAAAAGGUUUAACGAAAUUGAAUGUUCGGUCUUUCUGUAAUAGAUCCAUACCGUCGGAAUCAGAAACACCGACAACGGAACUACAAUAUAACAAGACAUUGACAUCAGAAUCAGCUAAGAAUAUUCAACCUGAUCUGAGUUACGAAUGCGACCAGAGUGAGCUAAUAACAAAUGGUGAUAUAAAAAGAACUUAUAAAGAUAACUCAGAGCUUCAUAUAGACUUCAGGCAACUGCAAUUCAGAGGAGAUGAAAGCAACGCAAUGUUCAAAGUUAGUAAUGAACGAACUGUCGCGCAGAAUGGUGUCAAACUACCCAAUAUUUCAAGAACAACGAUGAACAACAAAACCAAGGUCAGGAAAACGAAUGGACCGGCAUUUCGAUAUACACAUCGGAAAUGCACUGAUAUCGGUAAUCUACCAACGUCAGGUCAUUUUAAUGAAACAAUUAGAAGAGAAAAUAAUGAUGACAAAUCUAAGUCAUCGGUUAAAAAACCAGUGGUUAUAUACACUAGAAAUGGUUUAAAAACUGGGAAUGAUGAUAGUUCAAAUCUGAAAACACAUAACAAAGAUAGCCCAACAAUUGUAAAAUCAAGCUCUACACAAGUUUUAGACUCGCUUUCUUCAAAAGUUACCGAGGAGAGCAGAGAAAACGGGUUGGCAGAUACCGGUCUUGAUAACACUUCAGAAGAAACAAAAUCAAAAACAAGUGGAUUAACAUCAGAUAGUGACACGGAACUAACGGACACAGAUGAUUCAAGUGAAAGUUCUGACGGAACUUUACAUUUAAUAAACGACUCAAAUGAUCCAGUUAAAAAUAUUAAUGAUCAAUCACGUGAUGCAUGGCGCGAAGCCUACGUGAAUGCACUCGCUGUUGCUCGUAGCAGACGUCCAGACUUUUCGUUUCUUGAGAGUCGGAUAUCCCGCCCCUUUUCUUUCUCGUAUUUUGAACAUGUUCCGUACUGUAAGUGCAAGAAAUGUAUGGAAAGAACGAUGAAAAAUAGAGGACGUGCUAAAAAAAAAGUCACAGAUAUGAAAUUAAUAUUUGGUGACGUCAAAAUGUUCGAUUACUACAAGCCAUGAUGUUUUAUUGUUUUAAGAUAGCUCGAUUAAGCAUGGCUUGAUUGAGCUCUCAUCAUGACUGCAUUAUGCUGCAGCGUUUUGUUUGGCCACAAAAGAACAAUUGCUAUAAAUCAAAUGGAUAAUAAUACAGUGCUCAAAUAUAUAGGAACAUUGUGUUAUAAAUCGUAUCAAACAUAGUUCAUCAACGAAAGUUCCUUAUUAAUUGUAUGAAUCAAAAAUGAGGUCUCUAGUAAUAUGAAAAUCGAAACGGCAAGCUUAAGCCAUAUCGACAAGCGCCAUACAAUUUAGACGUCAGUGGCCGUAAGAUAUUAUUACGGAUCUAAGACCACUAGACUCUCUCCCUUCAUACAACUUAAGGGCUUACACAUAGAGGAGCCAAUUUUUUAUUGUUUAAGCUGCGUAAUAGCUUAUGGGUAUCGGCUGGUAAAUAAUGAGAAAUAAUAUAUUCAAAUCAAGCUUUUGCUGCUUAGCACUGGGAACUCAAAUUUAAAAUAUAUCGAUAAAAUUUCCUUAAGAUUUAACACUCAUAAUAAAAUCUAAUAGCAUACCGUACAUCAAAAUUUGAUAGUAAUUUUAAAAACAUAGUUUAAUUUGCAGAAAUAUUUAAAUUUGCAACAAUGCAAAUUUAAUUAUAAUCUCUUAUUUAUAAUUAAUUUAUUACUUCAACCACUCGUCGUUUAUAGUGAUAAUUUUAUGAAAAUUUAAAACACUGCAAAGUAUUAAGCGAUAACUGACAGCAGGUUCGGUUGGGCGUCAGAAUUAUGACCAUAAUUGCAAUGCAAAUACUGUACAAUACAUUUGUUUAUGCAAUCAACAUAAGCGUAAAUUAAACAGAAACAGUAUUGUUUCAUAAUUGAAGUGCUAUUAGGUAAUGGCCAAAUAUUAUUCUGUUUUGUGGUUCUGGAUGUGCAAGAUACUGCAAAAAUGAAUAGGCUCUUAGGAUGCAGAUUACUGUACAUAGGAGAAAAGAAAAACUAAAUACCAUGAUAAGGGUCAAAAUUGACAAGUUUGCUUUACACAAAUUAACUUGUUGGCUCAAAAGUUAUCAAAAUGUAAAUUUGAAGGAAAUAAUAUUUUUUAGUUGUUUUGAUACAAUUUAUAAAUAGUAUUCCAUUUAUGUGGAAAUGUGUUGACUUGAACACACUGUACACACAGAAAUUGUCCCAGUCCCCUUGUUAUGGGUAUCCUACUGAUAGAGGUUGGUCAGAACAGAAUGUUAAAUAAUAUACAGAUAGGCUUAUUUCCCCAUGUUUCACAAAUGUUGCUUAUAGGGUGUGCUAAAGGAUGGAUUCUAUUGUAUAUUAUGAAAAGUGGAUUUGCAUGUGUGAUUUAAGUAAAAUAAAAAAAAGUACAAACAAUGAAAAGACAAUGUACAAUCAUUGAAUCAUUGAAGGUUGACUCACGGAACACAAAUUUAUUGAAAUAUAAUAAAACGGAUAUUGCAAUAGG